GCUUUCGAGGCGCGCGGAGCCGGGAGUGUGUGUGUGUGUAUGAGAGAGAGAAGGAGCGCGCGCGUGCGGGAGAGACCGAGCGAGCCAGCGCGAGGCUCCUUCUUCCUCGAGGGCGCCUGAGGGAAGCAGCGGCGGGAGCGGGUCCGGCCACCGCAGUGGCUCCUUCAUGCUUCCUUGACGCUUGACUCGCGGAGCGGCCCCUUCGCAGCGCCCGGCAUGAGCAUCUCCGUCCCGGAGGGGCUGACGGAGCUGCUGCAAGGCUUCACCGUGGAGGUGCUGAGGAGCCAGCCGGGGGACCUGCUGGACUUCGCCCUCCAGUACUUCGGGCGCCUCAAGGCCGAGGAGGAGGAAGAGGAGGAGGAGGGAGGGGACGCCGGCCGGCUCCAUGCCGCCUCGCCGGGGACCCCGAGGGGAAAGCAGGCGCCCCGCGGCGGGGUCAACUUCGCCGAGGAGCCCAUGCAGACCGACUCCGAGAGCGGCGAAGGCGACGAGGACGGCGAGGCGGAGGGCUUCCCUGCUCCAGUGAUAAACCGGUUCACCAGACGGGCAUCAGUGUGUGCUGAAGCUUAUAAUCCUGACGAAGAAGAGGAUGAUGCUGAUUCAAAGAUUAUUCACCCCAAAACAGAUGAUCAAAGAAACAGACUGCAGGAAGCUUGCAAAGACAUUCUCCUAUUUAAAAACCUAGAUCCGGAACAGAUGUCUCAGGUAUUAGAUGCCAUGUUUGAAAAAUCGGUUGAAGGAGGGGAGCAUGUCAUUGAUCAAGGUGAUGAUGGUGACAACUUCUAUGUAAUUGACUGGGGGACAUAUGAUAUCUAUGUAAAAUGUGAGGGUGUUGGACGGUGUGUUGGCACCUAUGACAACCGAGGGAGCUUUGGUGAAUUGGCUUUAAUGUACAAUACACCUAGAGCAGCUACAAUCAUUGCUACCUCUCCUGGUGCUGUGUGGGGCUUGGACAGGGUAACAUUUCGAAGAAUUAUUGUUAAAAAUAAUGCCAAAAAGAGAAGAAUGUAUGAAAGCUUUAUUGAGUCAUUGCCCUUCCUUAAAUCUUUAGAGCUAUCUGAAAGGCUGAAAGUGGUUGACGUGAUAGGUACCAAAAUCUACAAAGAUGGAGAACAAAUUAUUGCUCAGGGAGAUAUGGCCGACUGUUUCUUUAUCAUUGAAUCUGGAGAAGUGAAAAUUACCAUGAAAAGAAAGGGUAAACAGGAUGUAGAUGAAAAUGAAGCUGUUGAAAUUACCCGAUACACUAGAGGGCAAUAUUUUGGAGAACUUGCUCUUGUAACUAACAAACCUCGAGCUGCCUCAGCGUUUGCACUUGGCACAGUCAAGUGUUUAGUUAUGGAUGUACAGGCAUUUGAAAGGCUUUUGGGACCUUGUAUGGAAAUUAUGAAAAGGAACAUUGCGAAUUACGAAGAACAGCUAGUUGCUCUGUUUGGAACAAACAUGGACAUUGCUGAUCCUAGUGCAUGAAGUAAAGUAUGAAACCACAAGAUCUGUUUAUGAGAAAUAGCACAGUAGUGGUUAGUCCACUGAAAAUGUGUCUAUCUUCCUGUAGAUGCUAAGCAUUUUUCUGUGAUUUUACAGGGAACUGGGUUUCUUUGUGUUUCCCCCUCAAUUUUUAUUUGCCUUUUUGUACACAGUAUUUCAGAUGUAUCAAUACAUGGAGUAGAGACAUCAUAGCAUCUACCUUACCUUGAAGAAAACUCGUUCCACCAACCCCUGAGCUUUUGGGUAACAGUCCUAAAUAUCAAUCCUAAAAACUUUUAUUGAAGUUCAGUGAGUACCCUUCAUUCAGUUUUAGUAUUAUAACCCUUUGGGACCUCGAAAAAAAAGACAUGCCUUCUAUCAUUACAAACAUUUUCUUUUACAAAAUCCUGGAUUGUAAUCCAAACAAUGUGUGCAUAUCGGCGUGAUUAUUAUUAUUAUUAUUAUUAUUAUUAUUAUUAUUAUUAUUAUUAUUUUCUCUUUCCUGAUUCUGAAGUUUUCACCUGUGCAAAACAGCCCUCCCAAAUUCCUGAUCUGCUUUGGAGGUAACUUAUUUUGUAGCACAGGACAUGGGUUACGUUCAGGAGUGUUCUGCUUUCGCUGCAUAUGUCUGUGUAAUCCUUGGGAUUGCAGGAUACUUGUUGAUGAAAUCUGUUCCUAGCUGAUUAAUAGUAAUGGCUUCUGUAAAAUCUGAAGACAAAUGGAGUAAGUUGAUGUCAGUGGGGUAUUUGCCACUGAUAAAAAGUCAGGAUUGUGUCCAUGUGUCAAAUAAAUGUGGUAUAUUGAGAGUAUUCGUGCACCUAGUGCUCACAAGUAUCUAGUGAAGAUGUUUACAAAAUACAUCUGGUUUCCUGGAUAUUUGAAAUUAAAUCUGGAUAAGUUAAGGUGAAUUUAUAGAAGUUGCAUUUUUUUAAAAAUCCCCAAAUUUAAAGCAUGGCCUUGUGUUCUUUAUAACUUUUAUGACCUAAAUCUGGUCUUAGGUUUUACAAAUGUUUAUUUUUUAAAAUGAUUCAAACUAAGAUAUCACAUUUCACUUCUGUUUGUAUGAAACAUACUCCAACAUCUUGCAAAACUUGGUUUGUGUUUUUAUGGAAUAUGCUUAUUUUUGUUGUUAAAUUUAUUGAGUUUGUAUUAUUUUGAUUAUAUUCACUCAUUAGAAGAAUGGAAAAAGUUAACUUUAGAUCAAGGAAGAGUAACUUCCCAUAGGCCAUUGUUACAGUCUAUUUGCAUAUCAAGUGCAUAGAUAUAGCUUUCAAAGCAAUCUUGAUUCUGAUAUACUGAGAUUACAGAUUGACUGACUAAUCCACAAAUUAGGAUUAGUAAAAUAAAUUCCUUGGAUUAGGAGUAUCCAUUUUGUUGGUAGUUCUUAUAGCCCUUUGUUUUAAAUAUUGUUAUCUUUCUUCUCUGAAGGUAUUUUCCCUCGAUUCGCCAUAAGUGGGCACCCUAUCUUUUACUCAUCGGUAUUUUAUUAAUGUGAAUAGUGUUUUAAAUCACUGCACCUAAAAUCUGAUGUGAUCCUAACAUGGAAUAUAGCACUGCCAGCUUUUACUGUUAAUGUUCUGGUUUUCAAUAGACCAUAAAAAGGAACUUCUAAAGUAGAGUCACAGAGGGUACCUAGAUAGGCAACCAACUAUAUACCUACCUGUCCAUAUGAAAGCACAACCACAUCUGGAUUUAUUUUUUGCCACUGUAGUCAGAUAAUACCAAAAUUUAAGUAAGUGAAUUCAAAACAAUAAUAUUGAAACAGAGCACCAGUUAAAAAAAAAUAGUGUAGUCUUCCUUGUUGACAGAGUUGUCAGAAAAGUAUUUGGCCUUUUUAUGACAUCUCUUCCUUUAGCAUAAAAUUCUGCUGUUUCGACAGUUGUGGCAUAGAGUGAAUUAUUGCCUCUUGGAAUUGAGAACAAAGUAUUGUCUAAUGUCUAUAUAUGAUAAUAUAACUAUAUUUCUUUAUUUUUAUUUAUUGCCUCUCAGGCUACCAAAGCCCACGGGAUAGUGUCCAGUGGGCAUCUAAAUACACAGUUAGUGAUUGCUACAAAUUAUAAACUUAUAGUAGGAACCUGUUAUUGUAAAUCAAUAUUAUUAGUCCCUUGUUUGGAAUGCUGAAAUCCAAAACAGUCCAAAUGAGUGGCUGAGAUAGUGACACCUUUGCUUUCUGAUGGCUCAGUGUAAACAUAAAAUUUGUUUCAUGCACCAGUUAGUAAAAAUAGUGUAUAAAUUCAUGUUCAGACUUGGGUCCCAUUUCCAAGAUAUCAUAGUAUGUACAUAUAUGCAAAUACAAGUGUUCAAAACACCUGUAGUUCCAAACAUUUUUGGAUAAGUUAUAGUGACCAUACACUAUGGUAUAAAAUAAAAGAUGACAUGUAAUUUCUUUCACAUAUUCUUCCUGAUAAAGGCCCAAAUCUAAUUUCUUAAUUAACUUAAACUCUUUAAAUCAAUAUAAUUUUCUUAAGUGUAAUUGAUAGGUCAUUCACCAGUUGAUUCUAUGGUUCUGUGCUGGAUAUAGGAAUCAUGUAGCCUUCCCAAUAUUGUUAAGAUUAUAAUUCCUAGCAACUCUAAAUCAACAUAGCAAAUUGUAGCACAUGCUUGGAAAUGCAGUUCAAAAACACAGGGAGGAAUAUAAUUCUCAUUGAUCGUUUACUCUCAUUGAUCGUUUACUAGCAAGUGAGUUUAGGCUGAGAUUAUUUUGGAUCAGUAAGGAUACAGUGUUAUGCAGUGGAGAGAAAAUCAGGUAGAGGACUCUGUGGCUUGCACCCAGAGGACUCUGCCAGAUGUUUCACAUGCUGAAAGAGAGCUUUGGGGUUGAUUUUUUUGAAUGAAGGCUAACUCACCGCCCAUGGUGAACAUGUGAAUCAAGAGACUUCAAAGAACAUAGUGAUGUGGCAUGGUGAAUUUUUCCUUCAGUGAAAAAAAAUAAAUUCCACACUGAAAGAUACUCUUUGCUUCCUGGCCCACAACCUUUUGGAUUUUUAACUGAGGAGGGCUAUGUGUUAUGUUAAGUGUUAUGUAGAGGAAUGAUGAUGUGAUUUACACGUGUGACAAAAACUUCCAAUCAAAGCCAAAAAUAGUUAGUUUGUAAUGGUGUUUGUUUAAAAUUAUUUAUACCAAGGCAUUAACCCUUCUUUAGAAUUGCAAUUAAUAUUAGGCCUGCAGUUCUCAUCGGCACACUUCCAAUACAUGAACAUUAGCAUGUUUCAACGUUGUUUUUGCUUAUGAGGUUUGUACAAAGUGUGUUGCCAGGAUUUUAGCUCUUCCCACUAUGAUCUUUUAGUAAAUAUGAAAGCAAUCUGUAAUGGGAAGAUUCAUUCAAACUGAUCGAGUGUAGCUUCUUACUGUUGGAUAUCCUGCAUUCUAUUUGUGAAAAGAAGGCAAGAUAUAAUUCUAAUACAGUGGGUCUUUUGUAUCCUCUGGGAUUUGGUUCCAGAACAUCCCAUGGAUACCAACAUCAAGUCCCACUAUAUACAGUGAUGUAGCAAAAUGGCAUCCCUUACAUCAAAAGACAAAAUUGACAAUACGGUAAUUAAACUUGGAUGGAUUGUAGCCAUAAAGUAAUUAGCUUUAUUUACAUUAUUUACACAAAGCUCAACGCAGCACAGAGCAAGUACGUCUCCUCAGGCAGAGUCAUCUCAGCAAGAUGGCGAUUACAGUCUUCUCCUUAUCAGUAAUAGCAUGCCUCUCAAACAGUUUUAUGAUGACCAAAGUCUGGUGUCAUCAGAGGAAACAGGAAAACACACUGUCCUUCUAGGACAAACUCAAAUCUCUGUGGUCUGUUAACUCUACACAUGCUAGGCAGCUUUUACAAACACAUGACCACAGCUUUAAAAACAUACACUUUGAAAUCUUCCAAUAAAUCAAACACAUCUCAAGGCUUGCUUUUUGGAUUUUUUAAAAAUAUUCCAAGCCUUGGAUGGUUGAACUUGUGGAUGUAGAAUCUGAAGAUACAGAGGGCCCGACUGUAUAUAAUCAGUGCAAAAGUGUAUGUAAGGGAACAGUCCCAAUAGUUGAGUAGUGUCAGACUUGUGGUCCUCCAGAUAUUUGGGCUUCCAACUCUCAGAAGCCAUAGCCAGCUUGUUCAAUAGCCAGGAAUGCUGGGAGAUGAAGUCUAAAACACCUGAAGGGCCACAAGUUUGCAACCACUGCAAAAGCUGGUACCCUUCAAUAAAAUUCUUUUGUUUGUAUGCAACAGACAAUCAGCAAGGUAUAAUGAGUUUUGGCAGUAGCAGUUCCUUGCUAGGUAGGGCCCACAAAAUGUGUACAAGGAGAGUGUCUUUCAUUGUGUGCAUUUGGCUGUCCAUUGUUUAAUUAAUUUAUAUUUAUAUUGCCUUCGAAGCCCAAGGCAAUGAACAAAAAAAAAACCCAACUAAAAGAUUUUUAAAAAUUCAAAAACAUAUUAAAACACAUUUUGAAAAACUCUGAAAAGCAGUCUUAGAAUCCAGUUUAAAAGAAGUUGAAAUAGCAAUUUCAGACAUUGUGUUGUUCCCGAGCAAGAGGGCUUGCACACCUUGUUACACCAUGGAAUCAAACCUGUGCUGGUCCUCCAGUGCGCAAGUUCCCCAUGUUAACCAGCUGUUUCCCAGAUAUAAGCAACAUAAUAUUAAUUGUCAAUCAAGGAAACCUGGUAAAAUAUCUAGCUCAUCCAUGAAACUAAAUGUUAUCACUAGAUGCAACUAGGAUAAAUAAAAAUGGUAACUUGAGAACACAAGUGGGGAGAAAUAACAUUUUCCAUGUCUAGAGAUAUCUUAACUUCGUAUGAAGGGGUAAUAUCACAUUAGAGAAAGUGGCACAAAAGCAUUUUUAAAAAAAGACUUCAUUUCAUAUAUACUUGCUUAUAUGAAAAAGGAACAUAUUUAUUUGCAUUUUUAAAAUAGGAUGCCUGUGCAUGUAGAAAACGUGUAUAUAACGUGUGUGGGGAAUGGGAUUGUGUUGCACCCUUGGCUAUGCCUAGCACACUCCCAAGGUCAUGUUGCAACCAGUUGUUGGAUCAUAUGUUAGCACAGAUUCUUCUUUAUUGUCUUUACCCUUGAAAUUAAGGGUUAAAUAUCACAUGGGUUGGAUUUAUGUAGAUUUCAGUGACAUAAGUUAGGAUCCACGGCAAUAUAUGGAAGUGAGUGGGGAGGGGUGGGAACAGCUUGUACAUGCUUUUUCGAUAAACAUGAAUAGGAUCAACCAGUUAUAUAAUCUGAAUGGAGAAAGUGGAAGAGACAUAGUUGGAUGCUACUGUGCAUACUUGGCAUGCAGAAGUUUUAAUCAACUCCUUGAGUUAAAGGAAUCUCAGGCAGAGUUACCAUAGAUGUCUCCCUAAAAUUCUUGAGUAUCACUGCCAGAGCUGGCUUUCUUGGACUAGGAUAGAUGGACCAACAGUCCAAUUUGACAGGCAGCUUAAUAUAUUAAGAUGUAAUGGCUACUCUUGUGCCACAUUUCUUUGAAGAACUUCGCUAAAGCCUAAACCAAGACAUCUUCCGCCAUUAUCCCAAUAUCUUUCUGUUUAGAAUUGUCUUUUAGUGGUCAGGGUUUAAAUGCUGUAUUUAAAAUUAAUGGGAUUUACGAGAUAUUUUGAUAUGUAUGUGUGUGCUUUUUCAUAUAUUUUUUCUUUUGUUUGAAAGCUUUGUAAUAUGCCCUACACUCUUUGGAUAGAGCAGAAUUUUUUUUAAUGAGCAUUAAAUUAAGGAUACAUAGUCUGCCCCACCCUUUUACAAGAAAUUUGUGUAUCACUUCCUUUUCCUGAAUGUUAAUGUUCUGUCUUUUUACUGAUGCCUCUUUUUUAUGGUACCUAUCAGUUGGUGAAGAUUUACAAUGUACAAAAUUAAUAAAUAAUUUUGAAUAUAGAA
Molecule: messenger RNA, 7307 nt
Organism: Anolis sagrei ordinatus
Lineage: Eukaryota; Metazoa; Chordata; Lepidosauria; Squamata; Anolidae
Gene: PRKAR2B
Product: protein kinase cAMP-dependent type II regulatory subunit beta
Biological process (GO): negative regulation of cAMP-dependent protein kinase activity
Cellular component (GO): cAMP-dependent protein kinase complex
Molecular function (GO): cAMP binding; protein kinase A catalytic subunit binding; cAMP-dependent protein kinase inhibitor activity
Source: RefSeq, a predicted model, not a curated record